Molecule: messenger RNA, 1096 nt
Organism: Hermetia illucens (black soldier fly)
Lineage: Eukaryota; Metazoa; Arthropoda; Insecta; Diptera; Stratiomyidae
Product: brachyurin-like
Exons: 4
Coding region: 92-979 (295 amino acids)
Biological process (GO): proteolysis
Molecular function (GO): serine-type endopeptidase activity
Source: RefSeq, a predicted model, not a curated record
UGAAUUUAGCAUCAAAAGUUUCGAUUCAUCUAAAGUGAAUAUUUCUUGAGCUUUCUGUUUGUCAAGAGUUAAAAAAUUGGAGUCUUUGGUAAUGGCAAAAUACAUGAUUUGGUUAGCCCUACUCGCAUACGUUGGGGCAUCGUCUAUUGAAGAUCCUGAGGUUUGGAAUAAUCUCAAAGAAAAUUACUACAUUCCUCCUUCUUUGAAGGAGUUAUUUCUUGAGCAUAAGCCCGAUGAAGACGUGGAUCGCAUUGUGGGUGGGCAAGUCGCCCCACCCAAUGCAUUUCCGCACCAAGUUGGGUUAGGGUUGACUACAACAACGGGGCAACAAAGCUGGUGUGGAGGAUCAAUUAUUUCCGAGAGAUUUAUCGUGACAGCUGCUCACUGUAUGGACAAUAUCAUGUAUGCAACAGUUAUGCUGGGUGGCCACGACAGAGAGAAUCCAGCGGAACCUGGAAGGGUGACGGUUAGGGUUUCUAUGGCAAAUUUCAUUGUUCACAGUGGGUGGAAUGCGCAAAGAAUGAUUCAUGAUAUUGCUUUGAUCAAACUACCAACUCCAAUCACAUUUACUGAUAAAAUCAAACCAGUUGCACUUCCAACUCGAACACAUGCCGCAAUGACCUUCGAAGGCCACACAGCAACAAUCUCCGGCUGGGGCAGAGAUGAAAGUGGACAAUUGUCAAGGCUCUUGAAGUUCACCAAAACACCUGUUGUCAGUAACAACAUUUGCCAAAGGUACUUCGGCCAAAUGGUUCAUUCCUCAAAUAUUUGUUUGGAUGGCAGCCAAGCACGCGGUACUUGCCAUGGCGACUCUGGUGGCCCAUUGAUUAUCGAUACUACUGAAGGCACUGUCAUUGUUGGUCUCACUUCCUUUGGAAAUCCUUACAAUUGCCAAGCUAGAUGGCCGACUGCAUACACACGUGUCUCUUCUUAUUUGAGCUGGAUUUCAAUGAACACUGGAAUUCCCAUUAGGAACUAGAGAAAGAAAGGGGAAGGAGAAGAAUGAAGUUAUUCAAUGAAGUAGAUUUAGGUUUUUGUACUUGAGGCAAAAUAAAUUUUUUAUACGAGUUUAUUUAAAUAAAAUAUUAAUGCAUAA